GGAAUUAAGGGAGUAGAAGCAUAUGCAAUGUUGAGCUGCAGGGGGCAGCACUGAGCUCAUAGAGACUAAACCCCACUUUACACCAGCGAAGAAGAAAACGUAAACAGGAAGCAGGAGGAGAGCUGUUGAUAAAGGUCUCCAGCAUGGCGAGCAGACGGGCUCUGAAGGCCGUGCUCAUCGACCUGAGUGGAACUUUACAUAUAGAAGACGCAGCGGUGCCCGGGGCGCAGGAUGCCCUGCACAGGUUACGCCAGGCAUCUGUAGCUGUGAAGUUUGUGACCAACACAACAAAGGAGAGUAAGAAAAACCUCCUGGAGCGACUGCAACGUCUCAACUUUGACCUCCAGGAAAAAGAGAUCUUCACUUCACUGAGUGCAGCGAGGAUUUUGUUAGAGCAGAAACAACACAGACCGCUGCUGCUGGUGGAGGACAGCGCACUGGAAGACUUCACUGGUCUUGACACGUCGGAGCCAAACGCUGUCGUCAUCGGACUCUCUCCCGACCACUUCAACUACCAAACACUCAACAAGGCUUUCAGAAUGAUUCUGAAUGGAGCUCCUCUCAUUGCUAUCCAUAAGGCUCGGUACUACAAACGUGAGGAUGGUUUGGCCCUCGGCCCUGGGCCCUUUGUGACGGGACUUGAGUAUGCGGCAGACUGUAAAGCUACUGUGGUGGGAAAGCCAGAAAAGGCCUUUUUCACACAGGCUCUUUCUGAUUUAGGAUGUAGCCCCACUGAAGCUGUCAUGAUAGGGGAUGAUGCCAGAGAUGAUGUCGGUGGGGCUCAGAAUGCAGGAAUAUUGGGAAUUCUGGUCAGAACCGGAUGCACUCCGACAAUUCCUUGUCCUCCAACCAUUUCACCAUUAGCUAGAUUGUUUAACAGCCAGGAGUAAAGGGACCUGUGUGUAACGUUAUCAAGCAACAAACAGUGAGUACGCUAACGGUUAUCCUUUUCAAAUGACGUCAAAUCUAGCAUGCCUCCCUGAACUACACAGAAUCACCAACAACAUGACUGAAUUCAAGCAAACUCUAUCAUAUAACCUCUUUGGACAAAUAUACAUAUUGAAAACAAGGUACAAAAUGUAACACCUCAGAAAAUGGCAUUUGGGAUUUCAAUACUUUUUAAGACCCUGAGGACACACUGUAUUAUGAUUAUUGUUUUGUAUUAUUAAUUGCAUUCCAAUUUCUCUCCUGUCAGGUAAAUAUAGAGAAGGAGAUGAGAAUAAAAUCAACCCUCCUCCCUACAUGACAUGUGACAGUUUUCCAGAAGCUGUUGAACACAUCCUGAAGAACCUGCUAUAAGAUAGAAGUAACAGCAGAACUCUACAGUUUCUUGCACAAGAAAGCACUCGAGUUGCCGGUUAUCAAUGUUAUAGACUAUUGCUGUUUGUUUGUUAUUAUUGUUGUAACACAUUUGUCAUUAUGUCAUAAUGUAAAUAAACAUAAGUUUGAA
Messenger RNA from Cottoperca gobio, 1450 nucleotides. RefSeq names its product haloacid dehalogenase-like hydrolase domain containing 2 (gene hdhd2). Gene Ontology annotation, molecular function: phosphatase activity. The transcript has 9 exons. The coding region runs from base 144 to 890 and encodes 248 amino acids. Gene Ontology annotation, cellular component: cytoplasm. Gene Ontology annotation, biological process: dephosphorylation. Lineage: Eukaryota; Metazoa; Chordata; Actinopteri; Perciformes; Bovichtidae. The record is from RefSeq and is a predicted model, not a curated record.